Messenger RNA from Rotaria socialis, 450 nucleotides. Lineage: Eukaryota; Metazoa; Rotifera; Eurotatoria; Philodinida; Philodinidae. The record is from the annotation of a GenBank genome assembly.
AUGGAAGUUCAAGUGAAUGUAUCAAUAAAUUUUACUCUGUAUACAAUGAAUUUCGGUAAUAAAUCGAAGAUCAUUGUUAUUGGCCUGAUAUUACCAGCAGAUAUCCCUGAUACGCAAGUCAGUAGUCUCGUCAAUUCAACAACAAAUUCAUCAUUGGCUUAUGUUACACCACGUUGGACACCGACUACAAAUCAAAUUGAACCUCAAACAUUUUGUGCUGUUGCUUUUACCAGCGAAAAAGUAGAGUCUAACCCGUACUGUGCUACGCUUAUUGUCACAACAUCAAUGCUCUGUGUUACUACUACAACUACGUCAACAAACACCAGCACAACAACCAGCGCAACAUCGGCAACUACAACAACUGCCAUUACAGUCACUACAACGACUGAUACAACAGCGACCACAAUAUCUAUCACGGCUGCAACAACAACAAGCACACUACUUCACUAA